Molecule: messenger RNA, 2321 nt
Organism: Strongylocentrotus purpuratus (purple sea urchin)
Lineage: Eukaryota; Metazoa; Echinodermata; Echinoidea; Camarodonta; Strongylocentrotidae
Product: alpha-amylase 2
Exons: 5
Coding region: 86-1567 (493 amino acids)
Biological process (GO): carbohydrate metabolic process
Molecular function (GO): alpha-amylase activity; cation binding
Source: RefSeq, a predicted model, not a curated record
ACGGCAAUAACAUAACUUAAAAGAGUGUUGCAAUUAUAUUCACGAGGAGUUUUUGCCCAAGGAUCUGCAAAAUCACUGAAGAACCAUGCGAAUCUUUUACUGUCUUCUGGCGAUUGUCGUGACGUGUGUCUCGGCACAAACAGAGCCGAACUUCAAGGACGGGCGAAAGGUCAUAGUUCACCUGUUCGAAUGGAAGUGGACGGACAUCGCCGAUGAAUGCGAACGAUAUCUUGGACCUUAUGGGUUCGCUGGGGUACAGAUCUCGCCCCCUGCGGAGCACAACGAGGUAACGAAUCCAUGGCGUCCUUGGUACGAGCGGUAUCAGCCAAUGAGCUACGAACUGACAAGCCGAAGCGGAGACGAAGCCGCCUUUAGGGACAUGGUUGAACGAUGUCGAAACGUCGACGUCCUCAUCUACGUCGAUGCCGUUAUCAACCACAUGGCAGCAAUGAGCUAUGAGUACCCCGGUGUUCCCUACUAUUCCGAGCACUUCAACGUCCCCCGUGGUAACUGCCCAUCCAGUAGUGGCGAAAUGGACUACGGCAACGCCAUCAGCGUAAGAAACUGCAACCUGGUUGGGCUUAACGACAUUCUCUUCGGAUCCGAGGUAAACUGCUAUACCAACCAGAAAGUCGUGGAUUAUUUGAACAAGAUGAUUGACAUAGGGGUUGCCGGUUUCCGUGUCGAUGCCGCCAAACAUAUGUGGCCGGGUGACCUGGAAGACAUCGUGAGGGAACUUUGGAACACGAAAGACGGCAGCAGACCUUACGUGUACCAGGAGGUCAUCGACCGCUCAGGAACCGAGGCCAUAAAAUCGUGGGAUUACGUCCACAUUGGUGACGUCACCGAAUUCAAGUACUGUGAUCAGAUAGUAGGUCUUGGUCACGGCACCAACCAGGCCAAGUGGUUCGAGAACUUCGGUGAAGCGUGGGAUAUGAUGAGCAGUGACCACGCCUUUGUGUUUGUCGAUAACCAUGACAACCAGCGCAGCCACGGAGGCGGCGGUGACAUCUUGACAUACAAGGAUUCCUGGCCCUACAAGAAGGCUCUGGCCUUUGGUAUGGCAUGGGACUAUGGCACCUUCCGCAUCAUGAGCAGCUUCUUCUUUGACGACACUGACUCCAGCCCACCCGCUUAUUCCGAUGGAACCAUCAUCUCACCGACCAUCAACUCUGACGGUACCUGUGAUGGGGGUUGGGUCUGCGAACAUCGCUGGCGUCAGAUAAGGAACAUGGCGUGCUUCCGUAACGCUGCAGGCUGGGAACCCGUCGAGAACUGGCACGACAACGGAGACAACUUCAUUGCCUUCUCGCGAGGUAACCGAGCCUUCUUUGCCCUUAACAACCAGGCGUACACCGUCAAUGAUAACCUCCAUACCGGCCUACCUUCUGGUGACUAUUGUGACGUCAUUAGUGGUGACCCAACAGGUUCCGGCUGUACAGGAAAGACGAUCACUGUGGACGACUAUGGCUGGGCUACGAUUAGUAUCCCAAACGGCGAAGACCCGAUGAUUGCUAUCCAUAUUGGAGCUAAAGCCGGCAGUGGUAGCUUCUGCAGGUGGUACUAAUUGUAGGUUUUCUCCCCAAGUUAUAGUUUUAACCCCUACUACUAGUAUGGGUACUAGGUUUUACCCCUAUAUAGGUCUGACCCCUACCCUACUAGUAGUGGGUUUAGACCCCUCUCAUGUACCAAAUCAAUUAAAUUACGAUAUUGUGCCAUGAUGCAUCAUUAUACUUAAUUCUUGCAAGGGUACAAAUUAUAAAUAGUUGAAGAUCUUAAUUUGAUUUAGAUAUAGCCAACUAAACGAGAUUACGAUGCUCUUUAAGCUUACGAGAUUAUUUAUGAGAAAUACAUUAAUAAAUUCUUAUUCAAGAUUCCUUAUUGAAUUACAGAAUUAGAUAGUAAUACCAUGCCUGGUUUGUUGGUAGGGAUAUUUCUCCUUUGCGAGAAGUGUGCUGUUUCCUCAGUUUCUUUUUCUUUUAAUAAUUAUCAGGGGACGUUCUUUGAAAUGUAUAUUUACCAAUAUAGAAAUUUUCUCGACGUUAAUGGUAGAUGAUUGUAUCGGUAUAGUGAAGCCGACAUGAUUGUUCCCUUUGAAGGCCAUCGAGAAUUUCAAUGAGUUAUCCUUGAUAUCAUUUACUUUUAUUUGGUCUUAUUUUUAAAGUAAAAUACUUCUCAAAAUUGAUACUCAAUGAACUUUAGAAUUUCGUUUUAUUUCAGGGGCGUUAUUGUUGUCAGAAUCAGUAGCAUGUUGGUGUUAUUGUUAUCAGAAUCAGUAGCAUGUUGGAUGAAAUAAAGCUAGCAUAAAUUACGACACCUUA